Pistacia vera is the source of this 2617-nucleotide messenger RNA. Its product is annotated as pentatricopeptide repeat-containing protein At5g42310, chloroplastic. The transcript is spliced from 4 exons. NCBI's taxonomy places the organism in Eukaryota, Viridiplantae, Streptophyta, Magnoliopsida, Sapindales, Anacardiaceae. Gene Ontology annotation, molecular function: protein binding. The record is from RefSeq and is a predicted model, not a curated record.
ACUAAACUAAAAUAAAGGCGAUAAUGUAACCUUCUCUCUCUGUACACUUUCUUCAAUUCUCUCUUUAGUAGAAUAAAAUGCUUCUGUUGCCACAACCUUUAUCGAUUCGCUUCCCUUCAAUUCGUUUCACUUCUCCAACCCUACGGCACUACCUCAUAUUUCUGCCGCCAUUUUCAGCUACAAUCGCCAGCACUGUAACCGUCACUACCGCCACCAGUUCCGGUGAUUCUUCUUUCUCUUCCUCUUCUUCUUUUACUUCAAAAUCAAACGACGUUGACGAAGAAGACGAAGACGAAGACGACGUUUUAUCAUUUCAUAGAAAGAGCUACGACUUCACUCCCCUUCUCAAUUUCCUCUCAAAGAGAAGUAAUACUACUACGGACUCGGACUCUGACUCAGCAUCAUCGCCUACCUGGCUAGACCCAGCUGAGUUCCAACUCGCCGAGUCAUAUCGAGCUGUGCCGGCGCCACUCUGGCACUCGCUUUUAAAGAAUUUAUGUUCUUCCUCCUCUUCAGUUGAUUUAGCGUACGCCCUGGUUUCAUGGCUACAAAAACACAACCUUUGUUUCUCCUACGAACUGCUCUACUCAAUCCUCAUCCACGCGCUUGGGCGGUCAGAGAAACUCUACGAAGCGUUUCUACUCUCGCAGAGACAAAGUCUAACUCCACUGACAUACAACGCGCUUAUCGGUGCCUGUGCUCGCAACGACGACUUGGAAAAGGCCUUGAACUUGAUGUCUCGAAUGCGCCAAGACGGUUACCAAUGUGAUUUUAUAAACUACAGCUUGAUUAUUCAAUCACUCACGCGUACAAACAAGAUUGAUACUUCAAUUUUGCAGAAGCUUUAUAGAGAACUCGAAUGUGAUAAUAUUGAGCUUGAUGGACAAUUAAUUAAUGAUAUAAUUGUAGGUUUUGCAAAAGCCGGUGAUCCGAGCCGAGCUUUGCAGAUUUUAGGGAUGGGUCAAGCGAUUGGGCUGAGUCCUAAAAGUGGAACUCUGCUGUCUGUUAUAUCGGCGUUAGGGAAUUGUGGUAGGACUGUUGAGGCUGAGGCUGUUUUUGAGGAAAUGAAAGAGACUGGGUUGAAACUCAGAACUAAAGCUUAUAAUGCUAUUGUAAAAGGUUAUGUAAAAGGGGGUUCUUUGAAGGAUGCUGAAUUUGUAGUAUCUGAGAUGGAGAGAAGAGGCGUUUCGCCUGAUGAGUAUACUUAUAGUUUUCUGAUUGAUGCUUAUGCUAAUGCUGGUAGAUGGGAGAGUGCUAGAAUUCUGUUGAAAGAGAUGGAAGCUAGUAAUGUGCAACCGAAUACGUUUGUUUAUAGUAGGAUCUUAGCAGGGUAUCGUGAUAGAGGAGAAUGGCAAAAAACAUUUCAAGUUUUGAGAGAAAUGAAGAGUAAUGGAGUGGAACCUGAUAGGCAUUUUUAUAAUGUGAUGAUUGAUACUUUUGGGAAAUAUAAUUGUAUUGAUCAUGCAAUGACCACAUUUGAUAGGAUGUUAUCACAGGGGAUACAGCCUGACACUGUUACGUGGAAUACGCUUAUAGAUUGUCAUUUUAAGUCAGGGAGAUAUGAUAGAGCAGAGGAGUUGUUUUAGGAAAUGCAGGACAGGGGGUUCUCGCCUUGUGCCACAACUUAUAAUAUCAUGAUUAAUUUGUUGGGAGAGCGGGAGAGAUGGGAGGAUGUGAAGAGAUUGUUGGGGAAGAUGCAGGGUCAGGGUUUAUUGCCUAAUGUUGUGACGUACACGACCCUUGUUGAUAUUUAUGGACAGUCAGGGAGAUUUGAGGAUGCAAUAGAGUGCUUGGAGGUGAUGAAGUCUGCAGGGUUGAAACCAUCCUCAACCAUGUACAAUGCGUUAAUAAACGCCUAUGCACAGAGGGGCUUAUCAGAUCAAGCAGUAAAUGCAUUUAGAGCCAUGAGAGCAGAUGGCCUAAAGCCUAGUAUUUUAGCUCUCAAUUCAUUAAUUAAUGCAUUUGGUCAGGAUGAAAGGGAUGUUGAAGCUUUUGCUGUGUUACAGUACAUGAAGGAGAACGAUUUAAAACCAGACGUGGUUACGUACACUACACUAAUGAAAGCUCUGGUUCGUGUUGAUAAGUUUAAUAAGGUUCCCGCUGUGUAUGAAGAAAUGAUCAUGUCUGGGUGCACUCCAGAUCGGAAAGCGAGAGCAAUGUUACGAUCUGCACUGAGAUACAUGAAGCAGACACUGAAAUCAUAGUUGCAAGUGGCAAUCAUCCAUUCAAAGCAAACUACGGCAUUACAUGUCACGUUUGGAAUAGUCAGUUAUCAACUCAAGGGCAAUUGCCACAGUCCUUGGCUUAUACAUGAAGAUGUUGCAAUUUCAGUUAGCGGAUGCGAGAUACAUCUUGCUUUAUCAGAAAUUCUCAUCCUCUGGUCCAAAUGGUUUACAGGAAGUAUUGGUUUGUGCCAUACCAAGGCCAUCCUCAGAGAAAAGGAAGGAUGACUCAGAUAGCAAUGUUACGAUGUUCAGUCGUGUAUAACUGAAGACAUACUAGUUCCCAAGAUCAAAAGUACAUUACCUGAAGGAAUCCACACUCACAAACUUGCAAAUUAGGUUGUAUGGUAAAGUUUUUUUCUUCCUAAAAUUUUCUUCCACGAGAACCGAAGAAA